AUGUUAAGCAAAAUAUUUCCUGAAAUUAAGGAAAAGUCUUUAAGCGAGCGGGUUGAAUCUCGCGAUGCUUUUUUCUAUGUGGAUUGGUUUAUGUGGUCCUUCGGCUGGACAGAGCCCGAAAACAAAAGAUGGAACCUUGUAUACAAUAUAUGGUCUUAUUUUAUGAUUGUAUUUAUGCUUAUAAUACUACCAAUAUUAAUGUCCAUCGAGUACGUUAAGAGUUUCCACAGCUUUUCUGCUGGCGAGUUUCUCAGUUCCUUAGGGAUUGCGAUUAACAUGUAUGGAAGCUCCUUCAAGAGCGCUUUCACAUUGACUGGGUUCAAGAAAAGACAAGAGGCCAAAUUGUUAAAGAAGCUGGACAAGAGGUGCAUUCGGGAUGAGGAAAAGUUAACUGUUCGUCGUUACGUGGCUUUGGGAAACUUGGUCUUUGUUUCGUAUUUCAUUCUCUACAGCAGCUUUGUGAUCAUUAACUUUCCCUCUUAUUUACUGAAAGGACGUCAUGCCUGGCGAAUGUAUUUUCCCUUCAUCGAUUCCGAUGAGAAAUUUCUAAUUUCUAGCUUCGCAGAAGGUAUACUGAUGACCGAGUGCAUCUAUAUGGAUCAAUGCGCGGAUGUCUGUCCCAUUGUAUGUAUGCUGUUGGCGCGAUGUCAUAUAAACCUUCUUAAGGAGCGAUUGAGAAAUCUCCGAUCCGAGCAAGGAAAAAGUGCUGAUGAGUACAUGGAGGAGUUGACUGCCUGCAUCCAGGAUCAUCACUUGAUAUUGGACUAUGUCAACGAAGUGCGGUCCGCAGUAUCGGGAACCAUUUUUGUGCAGUUACUAUUGAUCGGUAUUGUUUUGGGCCUCUCGUUGAUCAACUUAAUGUUCUUUACAACUUUUUGGACGGGAGCUGGCACUUGCCUUUUUAUGUUGAGCGUGUCUAUGGAGACGUUUCCCUUUUGCUAUCUAUGCAAUAUGAUCAUCGAUGAUUGCCAGGAACUAGCCAACUGUCUAUUUCAUUCGAAUUGGACAUCAGCCGAUCGUCGAUAUAAGUCUGCGAUGGUCUACUUUCUUCACAACCUACAGCAGCCCAUUAUCAUUACGGCAGGAGGUGUGUUUCCUAUUUGCAUGCAAACUAAUUUAUCAAUGGUGAAGCUGGCCUUUUCUGUGGUUACGGUUAUAAAGCAGUUUAACUUGGCAGAAAAGUUUCAAUAA
This is a messenger RNA of Drosophila eugracilis, 1191 nucleotides long. RefSeq names its product odorant receptor 22a-like. Gene Ontology annotation, cellular component: plasma membrane. The record is from RefSeq and is a predicted model, not a curated record. Gene Ontology annotation, molecular function: olfactory receptor activity; odorant binding. Gene Ontology annotation, biological process: detection of chemical stimulus involved in sensory perception of smell; sensory perception of smell. Lineage: Eukaryota; Metazoa; Arthropoda; Insecta; Diptera; Drosophilidae.